Messenger RNA from Histoplasma capsulatum G186AR, 351 nucleotides. RefSeq lists its product as uncharacterized. Lineage: Eukaryota; Fungi; Ascomycota; Eurotiomycetes; Onygenales; Ajellomycetaceae. The coding region runs from base 1 to 351 and encodes 116 amino acids. The transcript has a single exon. The record is from RefSeq and is a predicted model, not a curated record.
AUGACACAUUCGGGCAACAUCUUAUACCCACACCAGCAAACAUUGCUCGAAAGUCUCAUCAGAGCUGCGAUUGUUGAGGAAGCCAAUGCCGGGCUCACAUCCUGGGCGGCUUCAAUGAAAUCAUGGGUCUCCAUGAUGGUUGGAUAUUUGGGCAUAGAAAAUGAUAUUCUAGAUGAUUGCUUGGAUGAGCAGGUUGUGACAUGGUAUAGUACACACUUUGGUCGAAUACAUGAGAGCAAGUAUGGGCCAUUCGACCGCCGUAUAUCAAAACGUCUUGGGUCUGGGAAAGAAUUACCUGUUGACAUAGUGGCCGUCCCAUUUCCUAGAAAGGCAUCUAGGAGAGAAAACUAA